Molecule: messenger RNA, 722 nt
Organism: Equus caballus (horse)
Lineage: Eukaryota; Metazoa; Chordata; Mammalia; Perissodactyla; Equidae
Source: RefSeq, a predicted model, not a curated record
UCGCGCCGCUUCCGCUUCCGGCCGAGGCUGCGGGAAGAUGGCGGCGGCCGUGGCGGCCUGGGCCCUGCCGGUCACCUUCGGGCGUGUGGUGUCCGCGUGCAGCCGCAGCAUCCGCAGACCGCCGGGGCCCGGAGCAGCUUCCCUGUGGUCCGCUCCUCGGAGGUUCCGUUCGCAGAUCGCUUCAUCUCCGCAAGGAUAUGUUCCUAAAACAUCACUGAGUUCACCACCUUGGCCAGAAACUGUCCUGCCAGAGCCAGCUGAGGAGACCAGACACCAUGCAGAGGUCGUGGGGAAGGUCAACGAGCUGAUCGCCACGGGCCAGUAUGGCCGGCUCUUUGCCGUGGUGCACUUCGCCAGCCACCAAUGGAAGGUCACCUCUGAGGACCUGAUUCUGAUUGAAAAUGAGUUAGACGUUGCGUGUGGAGAGAGGAUUCGGCUGGAGAAGGUCCUGCUGGUUGGGGCUGACAACUUCACGUUACUUGGCAAGCCCCUCCUUGGAAAGGAUCUUGUUCGAGUAGAAGCCACAGUCAUUGAAAAGACAGAAUCAUGGCCAAAAAUCAAUAUGAAAUUUAAGAAGAGGAAAAACUACAGGAAGAAAAAAAUUAUUGUGAGCCCGCAGACUGUCCUCCGGAUAAACACCAUUGAGAUUGCGCCCAGCUUGUGUUGAUCGUCCUGCUGAUGGUCACAGAAAUGUAGAAAUAAACUCCUGUUUUCUGAGGAGA